This is a messenger RNA of Aegilops tauschii subsp. strangulata, 1164 nucleotides long. RefSeq lists its product as uncharacterized. NCBI's taxonomy places the organism in Eukaryota, Viridiplantae, Streptophyta, Magnoliopsida, Poales, Poaceae. Gene Ontology annotation, molecular function: nucleic acid binding; zinc ion binding. The record is from RefSeq and is a predicted model, not a curated record.
UUGUAAUGAGUUUGACUGUGCCUUGAGGGAAGAAAAACCUGUGACACCUGUGGCAGGUGCUACAGGGUAUGCAGAACUCAAGAAAGACUAUGAUGUUAAGAUGGAAAAGUGGAACAAGUCCAACCAUAUUGCGCUUCUCAUCAUGAAAGCGACAAUAUCGCCGGACAUUUCUGAAGCACUCCCUAAGAAAGACACUGCUAAAGAAUUCCUCACUGAAAUGGAGGAGCAAUUUAAAGGCUCCGACAAAGUGUAUGCUCAUGAGCUUUUUGCUAAGCUUCUUCAGAAAUACACUAUUGAUGGAAACGUUAGGCAACACAUAUUGAGGGUGGUAAAUGCUUACACCAAACUUAAGGCUUUGGAGUGUUCUUUAAGUGAAGCCCUUCUUGUCAUAAUUAUUCUUGAGUCUCUUCUAGAAGAGUUUGAACAAUUUAAGGUCAACUAUAACUCUCUAAAGGAAAAAUGGCAACUCUCUGAGAUGACCGCAAGGAUCGUCCAGGAGGAAGAGAGGAUCAUGAGGCAGAAGAAAGACCAUGUUUUUCAUGUUGGCUCUCACAAGAGAAAGCAUGACAGGCAAGGUUUUCCCAAGCCUCAGAAAAAGCAAGUCAAGAAAGAAGGCACUAAGCCAUUCAACCCUAAGGCAUUCAAGGGUAAAGAAGCCGGCAGUUCUUCUUCUGCUCCUAGCAGCUCCACUGUUGGAGAAAAUGCUUGUAACUUCUGCAAAGAGGAGGGACACUAUCAAAGGGACUGCCCAGGCUUUCUAAAAUGGAUGAACAAAAGAGGGAUUCGAUACGAUCCAAACUAUAAGAGGAGGAACAAGAAAGCUUAAGGUUGCGAAUGGAGUUGAGGCCGAUGUUGAAGCUGUGGGAUCUCUCACGUUGGAGCUACACACUGGCCACACUCUUAGAUUGAAUAAUGUUAUUUAUGUGCCUACCUUAAGUAGUAAUUUGAUUUCAGUUUCUCGUUUAGAUGAUGAUAUGUAUGAGUGCCAUUUUGGCUAGAAACAAUUUGCUUUGAUCAAAUGUAAUAAGAAUGUAGGCAUCGGUGUUAGACGAGGCCAACUAUACAUCUUAUCUCUUAAUAAUGAUUCAAUUAUGCAUGUGAGUGAUGAAAUUAAUGUUGAGAAGAAAUGGAAAGGAGUUAGUAAUUCUUCGAAAUUGUGGCAUU